This is a messenger RNA of Cornus florida, 2133 nucleotides long. RefSeq lists its product as uncharacterized. The transcript has 2 exons. Gene Ontology annotation, molecular function: aspartic-type endopeptidase activity. The record is from RefSeq and is a predicted model, not a curated record. Bases 1 to 2133 code for a protein of 710 amino acids. Lineage: Eukaryota; Viridiplantae; Streptophyta; Magnoliopsida; Cornales; Cornaceae. Gene Ontology annotation, biological process: proteolysis.
AUGGCGGAGCUAUCAGACGUGACUGGCACCCAAGAGGAGACUCUACGUGGAAGGGAAACAAAUCCCCCUCCAGGCGAAGUGAGGACGAGGGCUAGGUCGAAGGACAUCAUGGCGGGCUUAGAGGCACGUGUGGCAAAGAUGGAGGGGUCCAUAGCCAACGUGUUGGAGCAGCUUGAGGAUGCUCACCAGCGCAUGGAUGGGCUGGAGUCGGAGGACGUUGAGGUCCAAAAUGCUGUCAAAGGGUCACUCAAUGCCCUAAGUGGUGACUUUCGGCAGGAGCUCCAAGCACUUCGAGAACUUAUGUUGGGUGAGUUUGCCACCCUACGUGGCUAUGUUGAUCAGGAGCUUAGCACUUUCCGCGAGCAAAUGGAGGAAAUGCGAGCGGAUUGGAUAUUGUGCAAACGGGCGGUGGCGUCUGGCAUAGCUACUACGGGGAUAGUAGCACCUCGGGUUGAUAUUCCCAAGCCUAAGUGCUAUGGUGGGAACCGGGUAGCGAGGGAGUCGGAGAACUUCUUCUUCAGCAUGGAGCAAUACUUUGAGGCUACGGGCAUAACCGAUGAGACCAUUAAGAUACGCACGGCGACCCACUACCUCACCGACCAUGCCAUGCUAUGGUGGAGGAAAAAGUAUGGUGACAUAGGCAAAGGUACGGUCUCUAUUAAUACUUGGGCUGAUUUUACUAGGGAAAUUAAGAAGAAUUUCUAUCCUGAGAAUGCCGAGGAUGAAGCUAGGGGUAGACUCCGAAGAUUGCAGUCGUGGGCUAAGACAGAGUUGAGGCGGCGCAACGUGCAAGACCUUGCCACAGCUAUUGCAGAGGCGAAGUCCUUUAUUGAUUUCAGCUCUAAGAAGGAACCCUCGUCCAAGCCAAAAGACAAAGACAAGGAUAAGGUGAGGUAUGCCGGCAAAGGUAGGGGAGAUAAGGGCGCUGCACCCCAUAAGGAUUGGUCCCGUAAGCCAGGUGGUGGCCAUGAAGGCAAAGAGGGAAGGGAGAAUAAGGAAGGAACACCCAAGCCUAAGGGUUCUUGCUUUAUAUGUGAUGGACCACAUUGGGUACGAGAUUGCCCAAAGCGGAAGACCCUCAAUGCCAUGACGAGCCGCUACGAAGAACAACAACAGGAGGAGGCGCAGAUGGGUUCAUUACAAAUCCUUAAUGCCAUCAAGGCUAAAACUGAAGUCCCUGAGGCGGCGGCUAAAGGGCUAAUGUUCGUGGAGGCAAGCAUCAAUGGGACACCCAUACGUGCUUUGGUGGACACGGGUGCAUCCCACAACUUUGUGAGCCUUGACGAGGCCAAGAGGUUGGGCCUCAAGUAUAGCAAAGAAGGGGGCUCCAUGAAGGCAGUUAACUCGGCGGCAAAGGCUAUACAUGGCAUGGCACACGGCGUCCAAGUGUGCAUUGGCGAGUGGGGUGGCCACAUAGAUCUAUUGGUGGUACCCAUGGACGACUUCAAACUAGUCCUUGGGUUGGAGUUCUUAGACAAGGUGAGAGCCUUCCCCAUUCCUUUUGCUAACACUAUGUGUAUUAUGGAAGGCAACACAGCAUGCAUGGUGCCGGUGGAGCGAGGCGCCAAGUUGGAAGCCCAAGCUUUGUCAGCUAUGCAGUUCAAGAAGGGCUUCAAGAAGGGAGAGACUAGCUACCUUGCUACGUUACUGGAGACACCCGAUGAUGAGCUAGUCCCUUCCCCGCAAGAAGAGGUGCCUAAGGAGAUACGAGCCGUGCUAGACGAGUACACGGACGUGAUACCUAAGGAGCUGCCCAAGAAGCUUCCACCUAGGAGGGAGGUGGAUCAUCAGAUUGAGCUGGAACCGGGUUCUAAACCCCCUGCUUUGGUGCCCUACCGGAUGGCACCCUCAGAGUUGGAGGAGUUGCGGAGGCAACUUAAGGAACUAUUAGAUGCGAGCUAUAUUCGACCAUCGAAGGCCCCAUAUGGCGCACCGGUGCUGUUCCAGAGGAAGAAGGACGGGUCCUUGCGCAUGUGCAUCGACUACCGGGCGCUCAACAAGGUGACUAUCAAAAACAAGUACCCCAUUCCUCUCAUUGCCAAUCUCUUUGAUCAACUUGGUGGAGAACGCUACUUCACUAAGCUUGACUUGCGCUCGGGGUACUACCAGGCGCGGAUAGCGGACGGGGAUUAG